AUGCCUCCAGAGACCAGGUCCCAAGAUGUGAGAAGGUGUGACGGUUCCUUGGAAGCUGCUAACCAAAGAAUCGAUGGAAUAGAAAUCAAACUGAACACACAGUCGGAUGAUCUUGGCCAACUCAAGGCUAUGAUGAAAGAAAUAGCUACUCAGCAGAUUGCGAUAAAACACACCCUACAAACUCUCACUAGAGAGACUAGCUCCUCCCAAAGGCCCCAUGCUCCUCAACCGCCUACAACAACCUGCAGUCAAGGGUGGGUUGGAGAAGGUUCACAAGGGUCUUACAGGUUUCACAAGCCCAAGAGGAAUUUUCCAACAUUUGAAGGCGAAGAUGUGCAUAAGUGGUUGUAUAAAUGCAAUCAGUAUUUCGACCUUGAAGAAAUAGCAGAGCCAGACAAAUUGAAACUGGCCUCCUACUACUUGGAUGGGUUGGCACUGUAUUGGCACCAGAACUUCAUCAGAAACUUGGAAGGACAGGACACGACUUGGGCAGAUUAUGUUGAAGCCCUGUGCUGCCGGUUUGGAGGACAAAAGGACCCCUUGGAGGAGUUAACAAAACACAAACAAGCUGGGAAUCUUGAAGACUAUAUCAAGGAGUUUGACAUGCUCUGGAAUAGAGCUCAGGUAUCUGAAAAGCAAGCCUUAGUAUUUUUCUUGGGAGGGUUAGAGACUGAGAUUAAGAACUUAGUAAAAAUGUUUGAACCCAAAUCUCUCAAACAAGCAUAUAACCUAGCUAGGCUCCAUGAUAACACACUCACGUAUAGAAGAAACACUCCCCAUUACACUAAACUUCCAGCUCAAACAAACACUUACCAACACAACCAAAGGCUAGCUUACCCCACUCCCUCCAGCAGUUCAACUUCCAACUCCACCUUCACUACGUUUAAAUCUUCCCAGCCUGCCUUACUACCUACCCCUAACAGGCCACCAUUCAACAACGCAACUGUCAACUCCAACCCCAGACCCUCCAGACCUAUUAGAACCAGGGAGAUGGAUGAGCGUAGAGCCAAGGGAUUAUGCUUUUGGUGUGAUGAAAAAUUUGUACCAGGACAUAGAUGCAAAAACCGAAAGCUAUACUCACUAUGCAUCAUCGAAGACGAAGAAGAAAACUCUGAAGAGGAGGAAACCAUUGAAACCAUGAAUGUAGAAGCCCUUACCCCUCAUCUGUCAUUACAUGCAUUGCAGGGCACCACGGGGUGCCACACCAUCAAGGUAUGGGGCAAACUAGACAAAUGCCCUAUAUUCAUUUUGAUUGACUCAGGCAGCACCCACAACUUCCUUAAUGCCAACCUCGCCAGUAAACAGAAUUGUCUCCUAACACCCAUCAAACCUAUGCUAGUAGAAGCAGCAAAUGGGGGUACCAUGUCUUGUACUAAGCUCUGCAAGAACCUACAGUGGAAAAUGCAAGGCGUCCAGUUCCAGGCGGAUGUUUUUGUAAUGCCUUUACAAAGCUAUGAUAUGGUCCUAGGCAUACAGUGGUUGAAGUUACUGGGAAAUGUAUUAGCCAAUUACGAAGACAAAUGGAUGAAUUUUUGGUGGGAAGGAAAUGAAGUGACACUAAAGGGGGACAAUCCUAUACUCACCCAGUCCAUUCGACUGGAAGAGUUAAGUGGACUACUUGCACGUAAAACACUGCUGGCAGAGGUGAAUAUUUGCAGUCUAAGAGUGCUGGAGGUGGAGGGCACAACACUCAGCUAUCAGGAAGGGUACCUUCCUUCCCAGCAUGCAGAGGAGUUUCCAAUUCAGGCACUAUUGGAUACUUAUUUCCAUAUUUUCAGAGAACCAGUAGAACUACCUCCUGCCAGAGGACAUGAUCAUAGGAUACCUCUGAAGGAUGAAAACCUGACAGUCAACCUAAGGCCAUACAGAUACUAA
Populus trichocarpa (black cottonwood) is the source of this 1875-nucleotide messenger RNA. RefSeq lists its product as uncharacterized. The coding region runs from base 1 to 1875 and encodes 624 amino acids. The transcript has a single exon. The record is from RefSeq and is a predicted model, not a curated record. Lineage: Eukaryota; Viridiplantae; Streptophyta; Magnoliopsida; Malpighiales; Salicaceae.